Esox lucius (northern pike) is the source of this 4592-nucleotide messenger RNA. RefSeq names its product WD repeat domain 35 (gene wdr35). NCBI's taxonomy places the organism in Eukaryota, Metazoa, Chordata, Actinopteri, Esociformes, Esocidae. The record is from RefSeq and is a predicted model, not a curated record. The transcript has 28 exons. Gene Ontology annotation, biological process: intraciliary retrograde transport; non-motile cilium assembly; protein localization to cilium. Gene Ontology annotation, molecular function: protein binding. Bases 378 to 3938 code for a protein of 1186 amino acids. Gene Ontology annotation, cellular component: intraciliary transport particle A; non-motile cilium.
UCCGGUGCGUGGUUACCAGGGUUACCAAUGAAAGCGACGUCGAAGUGAUCCAAAAAUAAAUCUAGGAAAACCAUACAGAUUAGAUAAAUGCAUAAAUAGGUACAUCUGAAUAUAUAAUUCGCGGAGUUUGUUAGAUAUAAUCUAGCAUUAGCUAGUCAACAUCAGUUUUCUGCAUCGAUUUUGUUUCUAGCUAGCACGGUAGCUAUCAAUACUAGCUACGCCAGUACUUACAAUACAGUACUGAUGUUAGCUAGUUUCGUUAGCUACGCAGUAGUAGCUAACUUACCUUGAGUUUAUAAAGUGAAUCUUUUAGCAAAAUGAAGGUAAAUCUUUAGCACGGCCAUUCUAGAGAACCUCUGGGUCGCUUCACAUCAACGAUGUUUAUUUACCUCAGUAAGAAGAUUGCCAUCCCCAACAACAUACGACUGAAGUGUGUUUCAUGGAACAAAGACCAAGGCUUCAUAGCCUGUGGAGGGGAUGAUGGUCUUCUCAAAGUACUGAAGCUGGAGACACAAACAGACGAUGCCAAACUCAAAGGACUUGCAGCACCAAGCAAUUUGUCCAUGAACCAGACACUUGAAGGCCACAGUGGUGCAGUCCAGGUCGUGACGUGGAACGAGCAGUACCAGAAGCUCACCACAAGCGACCAGAAUGGCCUCAUUAUUGUGUGGAUGCUCUACAAAGGCUCGUGGUAUGAAGAGAUGAUCAACAACAGGAACAAGUCCGUGGUAAGGAGCAUGAGCUGGAAUGCAGACGGCCAGAAGAUUUGUAUUGUUUACGAGGACGGGGCAGUCAUAGUUGGAUCUGUAGAUGGUAACCGAAUCUGGGGGAAAGAGCUGAAGGGGAUUCAGCUGGCACACGUGGCCUGGUCCCCAGACAGCAAAAUCCUCCUUUUUGGGAUGGCCAAUGGGGAAGUCCACAUCUACGACAAUCAGGGAAACUUCAUUAUGAAGAUGACGGUCAGCUGUCUGCAUAACGUGACUGGAGCCAUCAGUAUUGCGGGGAUCCACUGGUACGCGGGUUCAGAGGGCUACGUGGAGCCAGACUGCCCCUGCUUGGCCAUCUGCUUCGAUAACGGAAGGUGUCAGGUCAUGCGCUACGAGAAUGAUGAAGCCCCAGUGUUCAUAGACACACUAAUGAAUGUGGCCAGUAUUCAGUGGAACCAGUGUGGCAGUGUGCUGGCUUUGGCCGGAUCCCUGAGGUCCGUGGCUAUGGAAAAGGAGGUCAACGUGGUGCAGUUCUACACUCCAUUUGGAGAGCAUUUGCGAACCCUGAAGGUACCUGGCAAGCAGAUGACAGCGGUAGCUUGGGAAGGGGGAGGACUAAGGAUUGGACUGGCUGUGGACUCCUACAUUUACUUUGCCAACAUAAGGCCUGAUUACAAGUGGGGCUACUGUUCCAGCACGGUGGUAUAUGCCUACACUAAGCCUGACCGGCAGGAGUACUGUGUUGUGUUCUGGGACACCAAGAACAAUGAGAAGUUUGUCAAGUAUGUCAAGAGCCUCAUGUCCAUCACCACGUCCGGAGACUUCUGCAUCCUGGCCACCAAGGCGGACCACACCCACCCACAGGAGGAUGCUGACGUUGAGUCUGGAAAUAAUGCCAUGUACGUUCUGGUUCUCUGUAACGCCAUUGGGACCCCACUGGAUUCCAAAUACAUUGACAUUGAUCCACUGUUCGUGACCAUGACUAAGACCCAUGUGGUCGCAGCAUCCAAGGAGGCCUUCUACACCUGGCAGUACCGCGUGGCCAAGAAGCUGACUGCCAUGGAGAUUAACCAGGUAGCCAGGACCAGGAAGGAGGGAAGAGAGAGGGUGUAUCAUAUUGAUGAUACCCCAUCGGGUACCAGUGAAGGCCACCUGGACUUUGCUAAGGCCUUUUCUGCAACACGAGACCCAAUUUGUUGCAUCACAGCAACAGACAAGACACUAAUUGUGGGCCGUGAAUCUGGCAUCAUUCACAAAUACAGCCUCCCAAAUGUUGCCCUGGUGCAGAAAUACUCCUUGAACUGCCGGGCUUACCAGCUUUCACUCAACUGUAACUCCAGUCGCCUGGCAAUAAUUGACAUUUCGGGAGUGCUGACAUUUUUGGACCUGGAGGUGCGUUUGUCUUCGGCGGAUGGUGCUGGCAGUCAAGCAGGUUCUGGCGACCCCUCCAAGUUUGAACGCAAGGAUGUCUGGGACAUGCAGUGGGCUAAUGACAACCCUGAUCUUUUUGCCAUGAUGGAAAAGACCAGGAUGUAUGUGUUUAGAAACCUUGACCCAGAGGAACCCAUUCAAACGUCUGGAUACAUCUGUAGCUUUGAAGACUUGGAAAUCAAAUCUGUCCUGCUGGAUGAAAUCAUGAAGGAUCCAGAGAGGCCAAACAAAGAUUACCUCAUCAACUUUGAGAUCCGGUCCCUCCGAGAUAGCCGGGCGCUGAUUGAGAAAGUGGGCAUUGAGGAUGCCUCCCAGUUCAUUGAAGACAACCCUCACCCCAGGCUCUGGCGCUUGUUGGCCGAGGCAGCCCUCCAGAAGCUAGACCUGAAGACCGCAGAGCAGGCUUUUGUCCGAUGCAAGGACUACCAGGGCAUUGAGUUUGUCAAAGGCCUGGGUAAUCUGCAGAGCGAGGCCAUGAAACAGGCUGAGGUAGCGGCGUAUUUUGGCCGCUUUGAGGAGGCAGAGAGAAUGUACCUUGACAUGGAUCGCAGGGACCUGGCCAUCAGCCUGAGGAUAAAGCUGGGCGACUGGUUCCGCGUCCUGCAGCUCCUGAAGACUGGAUCAGGUGACUGUGAUGAUGCGCUCCUGGAGCAGGCCCACAACGCCAUAGGGGACUACUUUGCCGACAGACAGAAGUGGGUGAAUGCAGUCCAGUACUACCUUCAGGGACGCAACCAGGAGAGGCUAGCAGAGUGUUACUACAUGCUGGAGGAUUACGAAGGCCUGGAACGACUGGCUAAUUCUCUACCGGAGAACCACAAACUGUUAAUGGACAUUGGCCAGAUGUUUGUUACUGUAGGCAUGUGCGAGCAGACCGUGAACGCGUACCUGAAGUGCAACCAGCCCAAGGCCGCGGUCGACGCCUGCGUUCAUCUAAAUCAGUGGAAUAAAGCCGUGGAGCUCGCCAAAAACCACAACAUGAAAGAGAUCAAGUCUCUUUUGGGCAAGUAUGCCUCUCACCUACUAGAGAAGAACAAGACUCUGGAGGCUGUGGAAUUGUACCGUAAAGCCCACCAUUUCCUAGACGCAGCUAAACUCAUGUUCAAGAUCGCAGAUGAGGAGGCUAAGAAAAGGACUCGGCCACUGAGGGUGAAGAAGCUCUACGUGCUGGCUGCUCUGCUUGUGGAGGACUUCCACAACCAAGUGAAGACAGCCCAGCUGAACCAGGCCAAGGGGAAGAAGUCAGAGGCUACGUCGGCUCUAGCUGGCCUGUUGGAGGAGGACUCCAGCUCCACAGACAACCGCAUUGUGGACAACGGCUGGCGCGGGGCUGAGGCCUACCACUUCUUCCUGCUGGCUCAGAGGCAGCUGUAUGAAGGCUACAUGGAGAACGCCAUGAAUACAGCCCUCCGCCUAAGGGACUACGAGGACAUCAUCCCACCAGUGGAGAUCUACUCCCUGCUUGCCGUCUGCUCUUCAGCCAACCGGGCCUUCAGCACGUGUUCCCAAGCCUUCAUUAAGCUGGAGUCUCUGGAGAGCCUGAGUACUGACCAGAGGCAACCCUACGAAGACCUGGCCCUGGAGAUCUUCACCAAGCACAGCCCCAAGGACUACCACACGUGGAAGGAACUGGACAGCGCUUCCGACGGAGCCGAGGGAAAACUGCCCUCCUGCAUUGUGACGGGCCAGACCAUCUCGGAGUACCAGUUCUGGAUGUGUGGCGUGUGUAAGCAUUGUGCUCUGGAGAAGGAGAUUGGCAACUACAACUUCUGCCCACUGUGUCACAGCCCGCUGGCGUGAAGUCCCAGAGCUUUCAAAUCGCUCUCCGCUUGGAGUUUUCAAAGGAUAAGGACCAAUUAUAUUUUUUAUGUCCCUGCAGGAAGUUGCGUUUGUGAGUCGUUAUGUCUGGCUAUGGUUUUGUUGAAUAUACAAGAACAAACAUGCAGUAUGUCUUAGCGCCCAAAACCCCUAGUUGCAGGAUUUUGAGAUUAGCCGGGUGGCUGUUGUACAUUGGCAGACACUUCACUCAGACUCAGUAAUUCGGUCCUGAUUGCAGCGUGUUUGAGGUCUGUCAAUCUGAAACCCCAAGUAAUCCACUACAGUAGUAAUUCAUAAUAAUUAAUAAUUAAUAAUUGUGUUGAUUAUAUGUUGGCAUGGUAUGUUAACAUCAUCAAGCUCUUCCUAGAUUAAAUAUAGCAUAGAAUAUUAUAUUGUAUUCUUAUUUUUUUUUUUUCAUUCAUCGCUAUGGUUUCGAUGUUUUAAAAAAAAUGUAUAUAGCUAUUGAUGCUUCUUUUGUUUGUUGACAGUGUAUGUUGCUAUUUGUUUACCUGUGAUAUUAUAAAGGUUCAACAACUCAACUAUUUUUGUGACAUGUCGAGGCAUAUACAUUUGUAACUGUUUUCAAUAAAUUAUUACUCAGCAUUUUUACUGAACAAAAUAGUUUCUUUACUUUAU